This is a messenger RNA of Cryptotermes secundus, 2582 nucleotides long. Its product is annotated as ras-related protein Rab-7L1. NCBI's taxonomy places the organism in Eukaryota, Metazoa, Arthropoda, Insecta, Blattodea, Kalotermitidae. The coding region runs from base 378 to 896 and encodes 172 amino acids. Gene Ontology annotation, biological process: vesicle-mediated transport. The record is from RefSeq and is a predicted model, not a curated record. The transcript has 4 exons. Gene Ontology annotation, cellular component: Golgi apparatus; vesicle; trans-Golgi network. Gene Ontology annotation, molecular function: GTPase activity; GTP binding.
AUAUUCAUUAGAAUGCAUAAUUUUGCAAAUGAUUCUUCAUCAACAACACUAAGAACAGUAUCAAAUAAAUACAGCUUGUUAUAUGUAUAGAAACACCUUGGCUACUGCUAGCCUUGGCUGGAGGGUUGUAUUACACAUUGUGGUUCAAUGAAAGUUGUAUGGCUUCUUCCUGCCCUUGGCCUGUGAUGCAUGAUUUGACACGUCUGAGGAGGCUCAGCUUAUAUUUUCGCCUUGUCUGGGAGAAACUAAUCAAAAAGACGCUGCACUAGGAAGAAACAGAAGUGAACUGCAUUAGGAAGAAACAGAAGUGAACUGUAGAGAACAAAGAACCAGAGGAGGGCAGUGAUCCAGAAAAUAAGACUCAACUUCAUCCUGCAAUGGAGACACAAUACAAUGUUACACCCCAGAAACUUUACAAGAUCAUUAUCAUAGGAGAUCCUACUGUUGGAAAGACAUCAUUUGUUCAACGUUACAUUCAGAAUACAUUCAAGAAUGAUUAUAAAGGGACAGUGGGUGUUGAUUUUGCACUGAAGAUUAUCAAAGUGUCUGAGACACAAAGUAUCAGAUUACAGCUCUGGGAUAUCGCAGGUCAAGAAAGAUUUACAUGGAUGACAAGAGUAUACUACAAAGAUUCUCAUGGUUGCAUCAUCAUGUUUGAUUUGACCAACAAAAACUCUUUCAUAAACACACAAAAAUGGAAAAGAGAUGUUGACUCAAAAUGUACUCUUCCAGAUGGCAGACCCAUUCCUUGUAUACUCCUGGCAAACAAGUGUGAUUUACCAUACAGGCAAGUUCAUCAAAUGGAAAUUGAGGAUCUUUACAAGGAACACAAUUUCAUUGGCUGGACAGAAACAUCAGCAAAAGAUGGUCUUAUGGUGAAUGAUUCCAUGAAGUGAGAAAUUAUUUCAAAUGAGAAAUUUUCCAGUGAUCAAACACACAUCUAAAUGUAUUUAUAGCAUAUCAGAAUUUGGGAAUGUGUAAAGUGGUGUCACCCCAAUUUAUUACCAACAAGUUCACUUCAGUCCUGACCAUUUUAAAAAACACUUAACAGCAAUUUGAACUCAGCAGUACUUAAAAGCACCAUUAUGCACCUGAACAUAACUGUGUCACAGUUAUAAAUGCACCACAAGUUGAAUUUUAGUCUAACAGACAAGUUUUCUGAUUUUUCCAACAUAUAAACAUUUAAGCCUCAAAUCUUACAUAUAAACAUUUACUUUAACUAUGUGACCCACGUCAGGCGGCCUCAUGACCCACAGACUGAGUCAUAGAAAAGGGAAGUACUUUUGAGGUGGCUAAACAUGUAAUUGGUAUUCCAUAAUCUACUAAACUGAGAAUGUUCCUUUAAUAAAACUAAUCAUUCAUAAAAAAGCAGAAAUUGUAAAAUACAUUAAUCAAUUCCUAUUAAAUUCUUGUUCUUACCACAUACACAAAGUGUGAAGUAAAACGAGAUUCCAGGUGGUCACUUAGUGUUCUACAUACGCUGGUUUCAUUUUCUAAUUCUGUUAUCAACAGCUUUGUGAUAUCUACACUUUGACUGUACUUUGAUGAACAGUCUUGCACCAAAAUCCAUAAAAAUGUCUCUUAAAAGGUUCACUAUCAAGAGAUAAGAAACAUUCAUAAUGUUGACCAUGCCGUUCACUAAGCUGAAGGCCCUUGUGGUUCCUGCUUAACUAACAACUACUGUCACUACUUUUCUGGCUUCUUUAACUAAGUGUUCAGUUAAACUUCAUAAGCCUAGCACUGAGAAAGCUAGUUAUACUGCACUGUCAUUUUACUGUUGGAUUAGCACUGUUAGCUCAUAACACUCUUUGGUACAAUAAAACAUAGACACCAGCUCAGUCACAAAGAGCAUCGCAUUGCUGUAAAAUUAAAGUAUAAAUAUUGUAGUAUUUACUGUUUUGUCACUUAACAGCAAAAACUGGCUAAUUUGUUUAUGGCAGGGUAAUAAAUCACCACAAUUACCUCAUUUUCAUUUUCAAAUAAUAAUAUCAGCACAAAGCCAUUCACUCUUAAUUAUUCACUCCACUGGGAAACUUUCCUCCUGACUGGAUGGAUCCCAAAAUGUAGCAUCUCAUUAACUGGUUAAUUAUCAGUUUAUACACUUAAGUUUCUCAGGCCUCCAUAUACAGUCAAAGUCAAAUGAUGAUACCUGACUGGAAGGUUUCUUUAAGUAUAUUAUUGUUUAAUUGAUACUUAUAAUAUGGACUUUUCUGCAACCAAACACUGGCAGAGAGAUGGCACAUUUUACAACAAUGAUGCAACUGUUCAGGCUGUUACAUGUCUAUUUCAAGUAAUUAUACUUUCUGGGCUGUUGUGACAAAAACAAAAACAAAAUUUCACUCACAUUUCACAAAACCCAUGGCACAUAAUACUGAGUCCAGUCAGUAUAAUGAGCAGCCAUAAAUUAAGUAUCCAAUCCACAUUCAUCAAUGGCCCAACUGACAAAUCUGGUACUUCAGAUUGGACAAAAAAAUCCUGUGCUUCAGCAGAACACAAAAACAGAAACAAAUAUUUACAGUAGUAAGACUUCCCAGCAAUAAACCCCAUAGUUUCUGUAGAAAGCUCACAUGUUGCACUGAAGG